Messenger RNA from Mytilus californianus (California mussel), 4035 nucleotides. RefSeq lists its product as uncharacterized. NCBI's taxonomy places the organism in Eukaryota, Metazoa, Mollusca, Bivalvia, Mytilida, Mytilidae. The record is from RefSeq and is a predicted model, not a curated record. Bases 1 to 3978 code for a protein of 1325 amino acids. The transcript is spliced from 32 exons.
AUGGCUCGAGGGAUAUGUAUACUCCUCUUAGUAGUGGUUGCGGCAGUUUCCACAUCCGGGUACAGUAGUUAUGGAAGUUAUGGUCCUAAAGUAUAUAACAGAUAUCCUAUUUACAAAAGCGUCGUAAUCCGACAGUCGAGCCAUCAUGGUUAUCAUGGAUUGUCAUUCUACAAAAAGUACCAUGGAUUCAAGAUAAGCCAUCGCAGAUUUUCUUACCAUGGACUAGGGUACAAACUGAGAUGUGGAAAGAGCCGUUUUUACCGACUGUGGAGACGUUGUUAUGGCAAAUACCAUAGCAGAAAUCGUUGUUUUGGAGUAUUUAGAAAACGACAUCUCUUUAGAACUUAUAAAGGUCAUGGAUAUGGAGGAGAUUAUCUUAGUUAUUAUAAAAAAUACCAUGGAUUCAAACUCAGCCACAACAGAUUUUUCUACGGCGGUCAUGGGUACAAAUUGAGAUGUUCAAGGAGGCGUUUCUACAGAAGUUGGAGGAGCUGUUACACAAGAUACCAUAGUAGAAGUACUUGCUUUGGAUAUCUGAGGAAAAGACAUCUGUUUGGAAUUUAUCAUAAAGGUAGCUCAUAUGGUGGCGUUUUUGGUGGAUACAGUCUAGGGAAAUAUAGCUAUGGUUAUUACAGGAGCCAUCAUGGAUUUAAAAUAACACAUAAUAGAUUUUUGUAUCAUGGAAUUUCAUACCAACUGAAAUGUAGCAGCAGUCGGUUCUACAGACUAUGGAGUAAUUGCUAUGAUCAGUAUCAUAGUGUAGGUGGCUGUUUUGGACGACUUAGAAGCCAAAAUCUGUUCUAUAAAUACGUUGGAGGUAGCUCAUAUGGUGGCGUUUUUGGUGGAUACAGUCACGGAAAAUACAGCUAUGGUUAUUACAGGAGCCAUCAUGGAUUCCAAAUAACACAUAAUAGAUUUUUGUAUCAUGGAAUUUCAUAUCGACUGAAAUGUAGCAGCAGCCGGUUCUACAGACUAUGGAGUAAUUGCUAUGAUCAGUAUCAUAGUGUAGGUUGCUGUUUUGGACGACUUCGAAGACAAAAUCUGUUCUAUAAAUACGUUGGAGGUAGCUCAUAUGGUGGCAUUUUUGGAGGAUACAGUCACGGGAAAUACAGCUAUGGUUAUUACAGGAGCCAUCAUGGAUUCCAAAUUAGACAUAACAGAUUUUUGUAUCAUGGAACUUCAUACCGACUGAAAUGUAGCAGCAGCCGGUUCUACAGACUAUGGAGUAAUUGCUAUGAUCAGUAUCAUAGUGUAGGUGGCUGUUUUGGACGACUUAGCAGACAAAAUCUGUUCUAUAAAUACGUUGGAGGUAGCUCAUAUGGUGGCGUUUUUGGUGGAUACAGUCACGGGAAAUAUAGCUAUGGUUAUUACAGGAGCCAUCAUGGAUUCCAAAUAACACAUAAUAGAUUUUUGUAUCAUGGAACUUCUUAUCAACUGAAAUGUAGCAGCAGCCGGUUCUACAGACUAUGGAGUAAUUGCUAUGAUCAGUAUCAUAGUGUAGGUGCCUGUUUUGGACGGCUUAGAAGACAGCAUCUGUUCUAUAAAUACGUUGGAGGUAGCUCAUAUGGUGGCAUUUUUGGUGGAUACAGUCACGGGAAAUACAGCUAUGGUUAUUACAGGAGCCAUCAUGGAUUCCAAAUAACACAUAAUAGAUUUUUGUAUCAUGGAAUUUCAUACCGACUGAAAUGUAGCAGCAGCCGGUUCUACAGACUAUGGAGUGAUUGCUAUGAUCAGUAUCAUAGUGUAGGUUGCUGUUUUGGACGACUUAGAAGACAAAAUCUGUUCUAUAAAUACGUUGGAGGUAGCUCAUAUGGUGGCAUUUUUGGUGGAUACAGUCUGGGGAAAUACAGCUAUGGUUAUUACAGGAGCCAUCAUGGAUUCCAAAUAAGACAUAACAGAUUUUUGUAUCAUGGAACUUCAUACCGACUGAAAUGUAGCAGCAGCCGGUUCUACAGACUAUGGAGUAAUUGCUAUGAUCAGUAUCAUAGUGUAGGUGGCUGUUUUGGACGACUUAGCAGACAAAAUCUGUUCUAUAAAUACGUUGGAGGCAGUUCAUAUGGCGGCGUUUUUGGUGGACACAGUCUAGGGAAAUACAGCUAUGGCUAUUACAGAAGCCAUCAUGGAUUCCAAAUAAGACGUAAUAGAUUUUUGUAUCAUGGAACUUCAUACCGACUGAAAUGUAGCAGCAGCCGGUUCUACAGACUAUGGAGUAAUUGCUAUGAUCAGUAUCAUAGUGUAGGUGGCUGUUUUGGACGACUUAGCAGACAAAAUCUGUUCUAUAAAUACGUUGGAGGUAGUUCAUAUGGCGGCGUUUUUGGUGGAUACAGUCUAGGGAAAUACAGCUAUGGUUAUUACAGGAGCCAUCAUGGAUUCCAAAUAAGACAUAAUAGAUUUUUGUAUCAUGGAACUUCAUACCGACUGAAAUGUAGCAGCAGCCGGUUCUACAGACUAUGGAGUAAUUGCUAUGAUCAGUAUCAUAGUGUAGGUGGCUGUUUUGGACGACUUAGCAGACAAAAUCUGUUCUAUAAAUACGUUGGAGGUAGUUCAUAUGGCGGCGUUUUUGGUGGAUACAGUCUAGGGAAAUACAGCUAUGGUUAUUACAGGAGCCAUCAUGGAUUCCAAAUAAGACAUAAUAGAUUUUUGUAUCAUGGAACUUCAUACCGACUGAAAUGUAGCAGCAGCCGGUUCUACAGACUAUGGAGUAAUUGCUAUGAUCAGUAUCAUAGUGUAGGUGGCUGUUUUGGACGACUUAGCAGACAAAAUCUGUUCUAUAAAUACGUUGGAGGUAGUUCAUAUGGCGGCGUUUUUGGUGGAAACAGUCUAGGGAAAUACAGCUAUGGUUAUUACAGGAGCCAUCAUGGAUUCCAAAUAAGACAUAAUAGAUUUUUGUAUCAUGGAACUUCAUACCGACUGAAAUGUAGCAGCAGCCGGUUCUACAGACUAUGGAGUAAUUGCUAUGAUCAGUAUCAUAGUGUAGGUGGCUGUUUUGGACGACUUAGCAGACAAAAUCUGUUCUAUAAAUACGUUGGAGGUAGCUCAUAUGGUAGCGUUUUUGGUGGAUACAGUCAUGGGAAAUACAGCUAUGGUUAUUACAGGGGCCAUCAUGGAUUCAAAAUAAGCCAUAAUCGAUUUUUAUAUCAUGGAGUUUCAUACCGACUGAAAUGUAGCAGUGGCCGGUUCUACAGACUAUGGAGUGACUGCUAUGAUCAGUAUCAUAGUGUAGGUGCCUGUUUUGGACGACUGAGAAGACAACAUCUGUUCUAUACAUACGGUGGAGGUCAUUAUGGAGUCGGAUUAAAUUAUUUGUACAAGCACAAAAAGAUUGCCAAUUACCAUGUGAAUAGAAUUCAUCAUGUAGCCAACAAACAUGUUGCCAGCAUAUCACACUUAUCUAACAAACACGAACGUAAUAUUGCUUACCAGGCUGAAAAACAUGUUCACAGAAUUUCAAGCGUGGCCAAUAAACACAUUAAUAGAUUUAAAGCACUCGUAGAUUUCCACAUAAAUAGACUUCACCAACACACAAAACAUCAUCUUUCAGCUCUUGAAUACCAACAUAAAAGACAUUUGAAUGAACGCGAGUAUCAGAACAAAAAGCAUCAGUUGAACAUUAAAUACCAACACGUAAAACACGAACAUUAUAUCAAUAAACUUCAUGGUAAAUAUGACUACGGUACCAGUUAUGGUGUCGGACACGUAGUGAGUUACUUGGAUUACUACAAGAAAUUCCAUGGAUUCAAAAUCAGUCACAACCGAUUUUCAUACGGAGGAAAAGCAUACGCACUAAAAUGUGGACUACAAAAUUUUUACAAUUCAUGGAGUAAUUGCUGGUCUAGUUAUCAUAGAAGGAGUGUCUGUUUUGGGCGACUCAUGAAGAACAAUCUCUUCGAAUUAUAUUCCGGAGAUUACGGCGUUGGCUACGCUCCUAAAACAGUGGUUGUGAAGACGGCAGCAUAUGGUGAUGAUUCCCAUUACUGAUUACAAAGAAGGCGGAGUAUCUUGUAUUUAUAGUGAACAAUAAAGGAAUUAAACUGA